This is a messenger RNA of Cinara cedri, 477 nucleotides long. Lineage: Eukaryota; Metazoa; Arthropoda; Insecta; Hemiptera; Aphididae. The record is from the annotation of a GenBank genome assembly.
AUGAACGCUGUAGUAAAACGUUUAGUGAAUAAAAUCGGGAUUUUCGACAUUUUCAUCGCUUACACUCGUAAAAAUGUUAAAAGGCACAAUGCCGGUUUUCACUGCGAGCAAAAAGGUAUUGAGUACCAGGAGCGCAUGUGGAACGACGCAAACGGGGCGCCGCCGCCGUACGAUUCGGUGUAUCCGCGGACCACGGUGUAUGGCGGCGCGCGGGUGUGUCUGUGUUGUCCGUUACGACAGUCUGAGACGAUUCGAGACCGAAAACAACGAAACCCGGUGUGCACUUAUUUCCCUUAUUUCCUAAUUUUCGUCUCCGAUAAUUCAGGAAAACCGGUUGGAAAUUCGCGAUUCCGCGAAAGAAAAGAGCCGAUACCGACGACGGGCGCGCCACCGCUGCAGGUGAAAAGUCAGCAGGACGGGCACUUACGAGUCGUUAUUCGAUUUGUAUCUGCGACCAACGCGAUAAACCGUCGAUAG